Messenger RNA from Eruca vesicaria subsp. sativa (arugula), 1471 nucleotides. NCBI's taxonomy places the organism in Eukaryota, Viridiplantae, Streptophyta, Magnoliopsida, Brassicales, Brassicaceae. The record is from the annotation of a GenBank genome assembly.
GAAACAAAAAUCUACAAAUUUAUUAUCUCCAUCUAACAAUGGGAAAUUGUCUAAAAUCUUCCAAAGAACAAGCUCCUCCAACUUCUCCAAAGCCUCUCACCAUCUCUCCAGUUCCAGAGCUAGAAAACGAGAAUCUGAGAGUCUUCAGCUCCAAGGAAGUGAAGAAACUAACAAAGAAAUUCGGAAAUAAUAGGCUUGUAGUUGAUAAUAAUGGUUUUGGUCGAUUAUUCUACCAGGGAUACGUCGAUGAGACCACAUAUUCUCCAGCUAAAGACGGAACAGGAAUCGCUGUUUCUGUCAUGCACUGUGUUCUACAUAGUUCAGAGGAACUAGAAGAGUGGAAGGCAGAAAUUAGGUCACUCGGAAAGAUUUCUCAUCCAAACUUGGUUAAACUCUUAGGCUACUGCUGUGAAAUUAAAGAAUCCCUCUUGGUUCUUGAAUGUUUCCACAAAGGAAGUCUUGAAGCUCAUAUUUUUGGAGAAGAAGAAACACUGCCUUGGGAAAUACGGCUUAAGAUAGCCAUUGGAAUAGCUCAGUGUCUUGCAUUUCUCCACACGGUCAAUAACAGAGCGUUAUCUCGAGAAUUCGGAAUGCAUGACAUUUUCCUUGACGAGCACUACAAUGCGAAACUGUUUUAUCUUGGAUCAAAGGAGCUACGUUUGUUUGAAGAUAGUAUCACGACCGCAUUCAUCGGAAGAACUGAUUACACACCUCCUGAAUAUGUAAUCUCAGGUCAUUUGGGGAUGAAGAGCGAUGUCUAUACACUUGGUGUGAUCUUGAUUGAGCUUUUAACUGGUUUAAAAGCUUUCCGUAAAGGAGUGAGAGACAUAAAAAGUGCAAUCUCGGCUAAACCUUACUUGUCCGAUAAGAAUAAAAUCCUGAGUAUAAUCGAUCCAAGACUUGGUAACGAUUAUCCUGUUAAUGCGGUUAGACAAAUGGGAAAACUCAUCAAAAGAUGUAUCAAACUGGACAUGAAGAAGCGACCAACGAUGCAAGAGGUUUUGGAUGGUUUGAAUGAUAUUGCAGAGAUUAAGGAUUAAAGAGUAAGAGUUGACAUUGAAAAUGUUCGAAGUUCAUUUGUAAUAAUCAUUUUCAACUUCAUCAAUACAUCAUUCUCGCUUGACAAGUUAGAUAUCUGCAAGAUGUAAUGGGAGAUUAGCCACACAAAAACUUUCCACUGCGGAUUUUGCUUGAUCAAAAACUUCAAACCCUCUUGCUGAUUGGAAGUUUAAGACUGCAUCCCUCUCACUCUCCAUGGUAGGACGAGCAUCACAGAAGCAUCAGAACCAUGAGCAUGCAUCUAAAAAUGUUAGAUCAAAUGUUAAAUAACUAUAUUGACGAGCAAUUGUGAAUAUUUAAUGUAUGAGUUGAAAGGCACAAAUUAACGGUCAAUAGACACAGAUGAGUUAUUUAUUUGGCUAAAGAAAACACACUGUUUUAUUUUAAGAAAAUUGACUGAUGUCUUUAUUUC